CCGCUCCGUUCAGACACACGAGCGCCGGCCGCCGCAGCAGCAGCAGCGCAGCUUUUGACGCUCCCCAACGUGUGUGUUAUGAGACGUAUUUUGUAAGGUGCCUCGGCUCGGCGUUGUGUUUGCGGAGCGGGCGGGUUACUCAACCUCUGAGCUGACAGGGACGUGAAAAACACAACUUCACCUCGGCUGAUUUGAGAAGGCAGAACCGGCUGUGUGCUAGUGAGCUCACACUAGCAGACACACGAUGUUUCCAGCUAGCAGAUAUUCAAGUAAAGCCCACAGGUGUAUCAGAGCACUGAAGUCCAUACAGACAGAUCAUGCUGCUCCUCAGCUGUACACAACACUACACAGACGGACGUGCUCGUCUGUGUCAACACCUCGCAUCACAACACACUACACCAUCCAUCCUCGAGAGAAGGAUCCAAGAUGGGAAGGCGUCGAAAUGGAAAGAUUUGCGGAUGAGGCAGACGUGGUGAUCGUAGGUGGGGGUCCUGCUGGACUCUCAGCAGCCAUUCGUCUGAAGCAGCUCGCCAACGAACAAGAGAAGGAGCUGCGAGUGUGCCUGGUGGAGAAGGCCUCACAGAUUGGAGCGCACAUCUUGUCAGGAGCCUGUCUGGAGCCCACCGCCCUCAACGAGCUAUUCCCUGAUUGGAAGGAACGAGGGGCGCCCCUGAACACUCCGGUGACUGAAGAUGUGUUCAGCAUUUUAACAGAGAAAUACAGAAUUCCUGUCCCCAUUUUACCAGGUCUGCCCAUGGUGAAUCAUGGUAACUACAUUGUGAGACUGGGGAACUUUGUGCGCUGGCUGGGCGAGCAGGCCGAGGAGCUCGGGGUGGAGCUGUAUCCCGGCUACGCUGCAGCUGAGGUUUUGUUUCACGAAGAUGGAAGUGUGAAAGGAAUUGCUACCAAUGACGUCGGCAUCGCCAAGGAUGGCUCACCGAAGGAUGUUUUCGAGCGAGGGAUGGAGCUGCAUGCUAAAGUCACGUUGUUCGGGGAGGGCUGCCAUGGCCACCUGGCCAAGCAGCUUUACAAGCAAUUCAACCUGCGGGAGAACUGUGAACCCCAGACGUACGCUAUCGGCCUGAAGGAGGUUUGGACGAUUGAUGAGAAGAAGUGGAGGCCCGGCAGAGUGGAGCAUUCUGUGGGCUGGCCCCUGAACCGGAACACGUAUGGAGGAUCCUUCCUGUAUCAUCUCAAUGAAGGCGAGCCGCUCGUGGCCCUGGGCUUAGUGGUCGGUCUGGACUACACCAACCCGUACCUGAGCCCCUUCAGGGAGUUCCAGCGCUGGAAACAUCACCCCUCUGUAGCUCCGACCCUGGAGGGAGGCACCAGGAUUGCAUACGGAGCCCGGGCGCUGAACGAAGGAGGAUUACAGUCGAUCCCAAAGCUGACUUUCCCCGGAGGGCUGCUCAUUGGCUGCAGCCCCGGCUUCAUGAACGUCCCAAAGAUCAAAGGCACCCACACAGCGAUGAAGAGCGGCAUGCUCGCCGCCGAGGCCAUUUUCUCCAAAGUCACAGCAGAGAGCGUGGACUCGGAGACGGCAGGACUUCAUGUACCUGAAUACGCUGACAGCCUGAAGAAUUCAUGGGUGUGGAAAGAGUUGUACGCAGUUAGAAACAUCAGGCCGUCCUUCCACAAUUACUUCGGCCUGUAUGGGGGGAUGGUCUACACGGGGAUCUUCUACUGGAUCUUUAGAGGAAAAGAGCCCUGGACCUUGAAACAUUGUGGCCUUGAUGCACACCAGCUGAAACCGGCCAAAGAUUGUACACCGAUUGAAUAUCCCAAGCCAGACGGCAAGAUAAGCUUUGACCUGCUCUCGUCUGUGGCCCUGAGCGGCACCAACCACGAGGGGGACCAGCCCGCCCAUCUGACCCUGAGGGAUGACAGCGUCCCGGUUGGCCAGAACCUCGCCAUAUACGACGGGCCUGAACAACGUUUCUGCCCUGCAGGUGUGUACGAGUACGUUCCCUUGGAAACUGGAGAUGGGAUGAGAUUGCAGAUUAACGCUCAAAACUGUGUCCACUGUAAGACCUGCGAUAUCAAGGACCCGAGCCAAAACAUCAACUGGGUGGUGCCUGAAGGCGGCGGCGGACCGGCCUACAACGGCAUGUGAACGUCUUGUUUGUUUUUCUACUGUUUGUCUUGAAAGAAAACCGUAAAGAGUCGAGACAUUCAGGGCGACAGUACCUGAGUAACAAACGUGCCUGAGUAUGGAUCUGAAAAUAACUGCUAGCUGCUUUUUGAGGGCGAUUAAAAAAUACAAUGUGCAAAAAGCAAGAAUAUUAGGAAAAGUGCAUAUCGUCAUAGAAAUGUAUUCUUGAUGUAACCAGUGGGUAGGAGGUGUAACAUGUGGCACAGGGUUAUGAAACCCAUGCAAAAAUCCAUAUUCUUCCUGAGGAGGCAAAGUCUCGACCCGCCUGAUCGGCUCCUAUCUGUUCCCUUCAUCAGGUCAGUUCCUGCACUGCAGGAGUUUGGACCUGAUUUUCCCUUCGGCGAUGAUUUUUAGAGAUCAGUGAUUAAGAGCCUCAGAUCAGAGGCACACCGGCGCUCACUCCCGUGUUUGAUGAUGGCCAUGUGUGAACUGUUUAAAGUAGCUGGCUGAUGCCUGCCGGAUGUCCAGCAGGCUUAAUAUGUGGCUGAGCUGCAGACGGGUCAGGGAGUCGGGAACUCGCUGCAGCCCAGGAGAGACGCUGCUCGUCCUCCCGUCCCUCUGCUCUGCUGUCAUCCACAGGAAAGUUCACGUCAGGCCCAAUUUUCUGUUUGAGCCCGACUCGGACUCCACCGCUGUUUUCUUUCUGGGCUCCUUCAUAUGACAAAUUGCCCAAUACAGACAGACAGAUCACUCAGUAUAACUUCCCACUAUAUGUUCUUGAGAGCAUUAUGUCAAUCAAUGACCAAAUUUGACACAAACCCAGAUAUCAACUCUAAAUUUGAGCUGUCGGGUCCAGAUCUGUUCAGGUCGGGUAUCCACGGUGUUAUCUGCAGCAGCUCCCUGAACUUAUCACACACCUAUUUGUCUGGAAUGGCACAAUAAUAAACGUGAAGUAUUCUGACAGACACUACAGACUUUAGUGUUGGUCAGAAUACUUUCCAAGUUUUUCAGUAACUAAAGUUCCUGCUGAAUACGAGCAGCCAGUUUUUUUUUUUUUCAAAUCAGAAACUUUUACAUCUUGCGCCGAGUCCCCCGUCGCUCACCGACUGUGAGACCACCAGAUACAAGAGAGAAAGUUGUGUUAGGGAACAGGACAGCGAUCCGAUGACGUACAGAGUGAGAAUGGUUUGAGUUUAGUCGGGUGGGUCGUGCCUUUGCUAUCCUCGGGAAAACGAAAAGUCAAACGCAGGACCAUACUGAGCUGCUGUUAAAAGCAGAAGUCAGUUUGUAGUUUUUACAUCACUGCUCUUACAUCCACAACACGGGCAUUUAUAAAAGUGGCUCUUAUUUGUGUGUUUAAAAAAGUAUUUUACAAACUGUAAUAGUUAAUAUAUUUCCUUCACAAUCAUCAGGAACUGAACGAACAAGCUGUUCUCAAAUCGAGGUUUAUUUCAGCGUUAUUGCAGGUAUACAGUUUAAUGACAGCAUUUGAUCUGCACAGUAUUGUACAUAACAUUAGAUGAUGGUAUCACAUUAAUGAAUAAAGAACACUUGACUGUUA
This is a messenger RNA of Acanthopagrus latus (yellowfin seabream), 3653 nucleotides long. RefSeq names its product electron transfer flavoprotein dehydrogenase (gene etfdh). Gene Ontology annotation, cellular component: mitochondrial inner membrane. Lineage: Eukaryota; Metazoa; Chordata; Actinopteri; Spariformes; Sparidae. Gene Ontology annotation, biological process: electron transport chain. Gene Ontology annotation, molecular function: electron-transferring-flavoprotein dehydrogenase activity; iron-sulfur cluster binding. Bases 245 to 2113 code for a protein of 622 amino acids. The transcript is spliced from 13 exons. The record is from RefSeq and is a predicted model, not a curated record.